Molecule: messenger RNA, 3282 nt
Organism: Alternaria incomplexa
Lineage: Eukaryota; Fungi; Ascomycota; Dothideomycetes; Pleosporales; Pleosporaceae
Exons: 5
Coding region: 1-3282 (1093 amino acids)
Biological process (GO): protein import into nucleus
Cellular component (GO): nucleus; cytoplasm
Molecular function (GO): nuclear import signal receptor activity; small GTPase binding
Source: RefSeq, a predicted model, not a curated record
AUGUCUGUCCUCCCCGCCGAGGUCCACACGGCGCUGGCGACCCUGCUGCAGGGCCUCCAGUCGCCGGAUAACAUUCAGCGCACGGCUGCCGAGCAGCAGUUGAAUGACGAGUGGGUUGCUCAGAGGCCCGAGGUGCUCUUGAUGGGCCUCUCGGAGCAGAUCGAGCUGGCGCAGGAUACCUCAACACGGACGUUCGCCGCCGUCAUCUUCAGGCGACAGUCGUCGAAACCGCGAAAGGCGCCCUCAGGCCAGACCGCCGACCUCUUCUUGACCCUCAACGCCCCCGAGCGCGAAGCCAUACGCGCGAAGUUGCUCCAUUGCCUCGCCAACGAGACGGACAACUCAGUGCGCACCAAGGUUGGAGAUGCUGUUGCCGAACUCGCACGUCAGCACACAGAUGAAGGCGUUGCAUGGCCGGAGCUUCUGGGCGCGUUGUUCCAGGCAAGCCAGUCCGCAGACCCCGCGCAGCGCGAGAACGCCUUCAGGAUAUUCUCGACAACCCCGCAGAUCAUCGAGAAGCAGCAUGAGGACGUAGUCUUAACUGCUUUCAAGGGCGGCUUCGCCGACAGCGAGACAUCGGUCAAAAUCGCAUCCGUCGAAGCCUUCGCGUCCUUCUUCCGCUCAAUCACCAAGAAGGCCCAGUCCAAAUACUAUUCUCUCGUCGGAGAGAUCCUCAGUAUUCUACCCCCGAUCAAGGAGUCUGGCGAUGCAGAGCUCCUCACAAAGGCCCUCAUCUCGCUCAUUGACCUUGCCGAAGUUGCGCCCAAGAUGUUCAAGCCUCCGUUCAACGACCUCGUUCAGUUCAGCAUUUCCGUUAUCCAGGACAAGGAUCUAGGAGAGACGGCUCGGCAGAACGCGUUGGAACUCAUGGCGACCUUCGCGGACAACGCGCCUCUGAUGUGCAAGAAGGAUGCCAACUUCACCAAUGAUAUGGUUACUCAAUGUCUGUCUUUGAUGACCGACGUUGGAGCUGACGAUGACGAUGCUGAGGAGUGGAACGUGUCAGAAGACUUGGAUGAAGAAAGCGACUCGAACCAUGUGGCUGGUGAGCAGUGUAUGGAUCGCCUGGCAAACAAGCUCGGUGGACAAGCCAUUCUGCCUCCGACGUUCAACUGGCUUCCGCGCAUGAUGACUUCUUCGGCGUGGCGCGACAGGCACGCUGCUCUCAUGGCGAUAUCAGCCAUCUCCGAGGGUUGUCGCGAGCUGAUGGUUGGCGAGCUUGACAAAGUCCUGGAUCUCGUAUUGCCUGCGCUCCGAGACCCCCAUCCACGAGUGCGAUGGGCCGCUUGCAAUGCUGUCGGACAGAUGUCGACUGACUUUGCCGGUACCAUGCAAGAGACGUACCACCAGGUCGUUCUCCCCAACAUCAUCCCUGUCUUGGAGUCUUCGGAGCCUCGCGUGCAGGCGCACGCUGCUGCUGCUCUAGUCAACUUCUGCGAGGAGGCUGAGAAGAACAUCCUUGAGCCAUACCUCGACCAGCUGCUUAACCACUUGCUCAUGCUUCUGCAGAGCCCCAAGCGUUUCGUACAGGAACAGGCCCUGUCUACUAUUGCCACCGUUGCGGAUUCCGCAGAGGCUGCCUUCUCCAAGUAUUACGACACGCUUAUGCCUCUUCUCUUCAAUGUCCUACAAGAGGAGCAGUCCAAGGAAUACCGACUUCUCCGUGCCAAGGCCAUGGAGUGCGCGACGCUUAUCGCUCUCGCUGUCGGCAAGGACCGUAUGGGCCAAGACGCACUCAACCUUGUACAGCUGCUCGGACGGAUCCAGAACAGCGUUUCCGAGGCCGAUGACCCGCAAGCAUCCUAUCUCCUCCACUGCUGGGGCCGCAUGUGCCGUGUUCUAGGACGGGAGUUCGUUCCUUUCCUUGCUGGUGUCAUCCCACCACUGACCGAGCUUGCUGGAGCCAAGGCUGAUAUCCAACUUCUUGACGACGAGGAACAAGUUGCCCAGAUCCAAGAUGAAGAAGGCUGGGAGUUGGUUCCGCUCAAGGGCAAGGUUAUUGGAAUCAAGACCAGCAUCCUUGACGACAAACACAUGGCUAUUGAGCUCAUUGUCAUUUACGCGCAAGUUCUAGAGGACGCUUUCGAGCCCUACGUCAACGACAUCAUGGAGAAGAUCGCGCUCCCAGGUCUAGCUUUCUUCUUCCACGACCCCGUGCGAGUGGCAUCAGCCAAGUGUGUUCCAGCGCUGUUGAAUGCGUACAAGAAGGCCCACGGUCCGGAAUCUACACAACUGAGCGAGCUGUGGGGACGCACCGUCGAGCGUGUCCUCGAAGUGCUCAGCACUGAGCCCGCCAUUGAUACCCUCGCCGAGAUGUACCAAUGCUUCUACGAGUGUUUAGAGUGCAUUGGCCGCAACUGCCUCACCAACGCACAUAUGACGACCUUCAUUGAGUCCGCUAGAAGCGUGCUUCAAGACUACCACGUACGCGUAAAGGAACGUCUAGAGGAGCAGGCCGAGAAUGAUGAUGGUGAGGAAGCUUCGGAAGAUCUGUUGUUUGCCAUAGAAGACGACCAGACGCUCCUCUCAGACAUGAACAAGGCGUUCCACAGCAUUUUCAAGACCAUGGGCACAGCGUUCUUGCCUUACUGGGCUGAACUAACCCAAUUCUAUAGCUUGUCCGCUGCUAACCCAGACCCCACUCAACGCCAGUGGGCGAUUUGCAUCUACGACGAUGUGCUCGAGUUCUGUGGACCAGAGUCGUGGCAAUACAAGGACCAAAUUAUCCAACCUCUCAUCGAUGGUAUGCAAGACGACGUCCCUGCCAAUCGCCAGGCAGCAGUAUACGGAAUUGGUGUUGCAGCUCACAAGGGUGGAGAGAACUGGUCCGAAUUUGUUGCGGCCUCCCUGGAGACGCUCUUCCAGGUUACACAGAGACCAAACGCUCGCGCGGACGACGACAUUUUCGCGACAGAGAAUGCUUCGGCUGCAAUUGCCAAGAUCCUACACUACAAUGCAAGCAAGGUCGCAAACUGGGACAGUGUCGCCGCUGCCUGGAUGGAUACACUUCCCAUCACCAACGACGAAGAGGCUACACCAUACGCCUAUGCCUUCCUAGCUCAGCUGAUUGAACAACAAAACCAAGCUGUGUUCUCUCAACCCGCAAAGGUCUUCAACUACGUUGUGCAAGCCCUGGAGGCCGAAACUCUGCAAGGACAGACCGCGAACCGCGUUGUCGCAUCCGUGAAGGCUCUGAUCCAGGCGACCAGCACCGAUCUUGGCCAGGCUGCCGCGACUUUGACACCAGAGCAGCAGCGUACUGCGCAAGCCUACUUCAGCUAG